AUGUCUGAAGCUACAGAGAAAUUGGAAAAGUUAAAUAUUGAAGAAUCAAAGGCUACAGAAGUACCAUCCGUUGAAGCUGGUGCUGAUGUUCCUUUAGGUGAAGAUGGCCAACCAUUAUCCAAGAAGGCAUUAAAGAAAUUGGAAAAGGAAAAAGAAAAAGCACGUAAGAAGGCUGAAAGAGAAGAACAAUUGGCUAAAGAAAAGGCUGAAAGAGAGGCCAAAGCUGCCAAUGAUCCAGCUAAGGAAAAUUAUGGUAAGUUGCCAAUGAUUAAUUCUUCUUACAAGACUGGUACCACCAGAGUCAAUAUUAAAGACUUAUCUGCUGCCAACGAUGGCGAAGAAGUUGUUUUCAGAGCUAGAGCCCAUACCUCAAGACAACAAGGUGCUACUAUGGCAUUUAUCACUUUAAGACAACAAGAUAAUUUAAUCCAAGCCUUAAUUAAAGCUAAUGGUGAAUCUAUUUCUAAACAAAUGGUUAAGUGGGUUGGAUCUAUUAAUUUAGAAUCGAUUGUCGUCGUCCAUGGUGUUGUCAGAAAGGUCGAAGAAGAAAUCAAGUCUGCAACUGUCCAAGAUGCAGAAGUCCAUGUCACCAAGAUUUACACAAUUGUGGAAACCCCAGAACAAUUACCUGUUUUAAUUGAAGAUGCUACCAGAUCAGAAGCAGAAGCAGAAGCAGCUGGAUUACCAGUUGUCAAUUUAGAUACUAGAUUAGAUGCCAGAGUGAUUGACUUGAGAACACCAACUAACCAAGCUAUUUUUAAAAUUCAAGCUGCUGUCUGUCAGUUAUUCAGAGAAUUUUUAUCUACAAAAGGUUUCACUGAAAUUCAUACUCCUAAGAUUAUUGCUGCACCAUCGGAAGGUGGCUCAAAUGUGUUUGAAAUUUCUUAUUUCAAAGGUAAAGCAUACUUGGCACAAUCUCCUCAAUUAUACAAACAACAAUUAAUUGCUGCUGAUUUUGAAAAGGUUUACGAAGUUGCUCCAGUUUUCAGAGCAGAAAACUCCAACACUCAUCGUCAUAUGACUGAAUUCACUGGGUUAGAUUUGGAAAUGGCAUUCGAAGAACAUUAUGAUGAAGUCAUUGAUGUUUUAUCUGACUUGUUCGUUUUUAUUUUUACCGAAUUGAAGAACAGAUACUCCAAGGAAAUUGCUACUGUUAGAAAACAAUAUCCUGUUGAAGAAUUCAAGCUUCCAGAAGACGGAAAAAUGGUCAGACUUCACUUUAAAGAAGGUAUUGCCAUGUUAAGAGAAGCUGGUAAAGAAGUCGAUGACUUUGAAGAUUUAUCAACUGAAAACGAAAAAUUAUUGGGUAAAUUGGUUAGAGAAAAAUAUAACACCGAUUUCUAUAUCUUAGACAAGUUCCCAUUGGCUAUCAGACCAUUUUACACCAUGCCAGAUAGUGAAGACCCAAGAUACUCCAACUCCUAUGAUUUCUUCAUGAGAGGUGAAGAGAUCUUAUCUGGUGCUCAACGUAUUCACGACCCUGUUCUCUUGAAGGAAAGAAUGAAUGCUCAUGAAAUUGACCCAAGCGUUCCUGGAUUAGAUGACUACGUUGAUGCUUUCACCUAUGGUUGUCCUCCACACGCCGGUGGUGGUAUUGGUUUAGAAAGAGUUGUUAUGUUCUUCUUAGAUUUGAAAAAUAUUCGUCGUGCAUCUUUAUUCCCAAGAGAUCCAAGACGUUUGAGACCAUGA
Molecule: messenger RNA, 1689 nt
Organism: Debaryomyces hansenii CBS767
Lineage: Eukaryota; Fungi; Ascomycota; Pichiomycetes; Serinales; Debaryomycetaceae
Gene: DPS1-1
Product: aspartate--tRNA ligase
Exons: 1
Coding region: 1-1689 (562 amino acids)
Biological process (GO): aspartyl-tRNA aminoacylation
Cellular component (GO): aminoacyl-tRNA synthetase multienzyme complex; cytoplasm; cytosol
Molecular function (GO): RNA binding; ATP binding; aspartate-tRNA ligase activity
Source: RefSeq, a predicted model, not a curated record